Molecule: messenger RNA, 996 nt
Organism: Myotis brandtii (Brandt's bat)
Lineage: Eukaryota; Metazoa; Chordata; Mammalia; Chiroptera; Vespertilionidae
Gene: TIGAR
Product: TP53 induced glycolysis regulatory phosphatase
Exons: 6
Coding region: 79-891 (270 amino acids)
Biological process (GO): regulation of pentose-phosphate shunt; fructose 2,6-bisphosphate metabolic process; positive regulation of DNA repair
Cellular component (GO): cytosol
Molecular function (GO): fructose-2,6-bisphosphate 2-phosphatase activity
Source: RefSeq, a predicted model, not a curated record
GGUUUGGCGGAAGUGGUGCAGGAGUGGCGAUCCGGCAGCGCAGAGAAGCGGCGCGGCGUGGAGGACGGGACGCCAGCAAUGACGCGCUUCGCCCUGACUGUGGUCCGGCAUGGACAAACAAGAUUAAACAAGGAGAAAGUAAUUCAAGGACAAGGAGUAGAUGAGCCUCUUUCAGAAACUGGAUUUAAACAAGCAGCUGCUGCUGGUAUAUUUCUUAAUAAUGUGAAGUUUACUCAUGUUUUCUCCAGUGAUCUCACGAGGACAAAGCAGACAGUGCAUGGGAUUUUGGAGAAGAACAAAUGUUGCCAACAUAUGACAGUGAAGUAUGAUUCAAGACUUCGAGAAAGAAAAUACGGGGUUGCAGAAGGCAAGGGGCUGAGUGAGCUGAGGGCAAUGGCCAAAGAAGCUGGGGAAGAAUGCCCUGGGUUCACACCACCUGGAGGAGAGACCUUAGACCAGGUGAAGAUGCGUGGAAUAGACUUUUUUGAAUUUCUUUGUCAACUGAUCUGGAAGGAAGCAGAUAAAAAAGAAUCGUGUUCCUUAGAAACUCCAAGCAACUGUCUGGCAACUUCUUUGGCAGAGAUAUUCCCUUUAGGAAAAAGCUGUGCCUCCAAAUUUAAUUCAGACAGCAGCGCUCCAGAAUUAGUAGCCAGUGUCUUAGUAGUGAGUCACGGUGCUUACAUGAAAAGCCUGUUCGGUUAUUUUCUGAAUGACCUUGAGUGUUCCUUACCAGAAACUCUGAGCAAAUCUGAACUUACAUCAGUCAGUGCCAAUACAGGGAUUAGUCUCUUUAUCAUAAACUUUGAGAAAGAAAGAGAAGUUAAACCAACAGUUCAGUGUGUUUGUAUGAACCUGCAGGAGCAUCUAAAAGAAAUGACUGAAACUUGCUAAAUUUAAACUUACACCAAAAUCCUAACAGUUUUGAGCCUCUGAGGGAGGGAGUGCCUUUGACUUUAUUUAUUUUCAUCCUCUGCUCUCACUAAAUUGGAAACAGUU